UGCAGAGCCUGUGUCCCUCGUGUUGUUUUUUUGGUUUUUUUGACCAGUCGUCAUCCGAGGUGCACGCAAGCGCAAACCCCGCGUUGGAAAAUGGCGGGCAAGUUGGAGCCUUUGAAAAUGGAGGCCCCCGAAGUCGUAGAGGAGGCUGAGGAGGCUGAAGGGCAGACCAAGUCUUUGAAGAUGACUGAAGACCUGCUGGCAAUGGUGAAAAAGCUGCAGAAAGAGGGAAGCCUGGAGCCACAGAAUGAAGACCUGAUUAACCGGAUUAAUGAGCUUCAGCAAGCAAAGAAGAAAUCCAGUGAGGAACUGGGAGAAGCCCAAGCUCUCAGGGAGACCCUGCAUAAGGAACUGGACUCCUUGAAUGGAGAGAAAGUGCACCUAGAGGAGGUCUUGAGCAAAAAGCAAGAGGCACUGAGGAUCCUCCAGCUGCACUGCCAAAGGAAGGAAAGUGGAGCUCAGAAGUUGCACGUUGACGAACAACUGGAGAAUUUGAUGGGCCAGCACAAGGACCUCUGGGAAUUCCACAUGUUGAAGCAGCGGCUGGCCCGGGAAAUAUGUGCCCUGCAGAGCAGCAAGGAGCAGUUGCUCACUGAAGAGAAACUGGCGCGGGCCAAGCUAGAGGAGGUGGAGCGGCAGCUGAGCUCGGGGCGCUCCCUGGCGGUGAACGAUGGGCUGAAGGCGGAGCUGGAGCAAUUCGGGGGACAGGGUCCUGCCCUAAUCCAUUGCACCCCAAAGGACGGGGCCUGCAAAGGAGAGGAUACAGGUGAAUUAAAUAAAAACUUUUGCGAAGUGCUGCAUAGAAACUUUUCUACCAAAGUCAAAGCAAGUUUGAAGCUAAAGAAUGAAGAAAUGGUUCCUAUUUUUGAUGGGACUUCCGUCUACAGCAAUCAUGCUGAGAAAUCCCAAAGUCGGGUCAACUAA
Messenger RNA from Neomonachus schauinslandi (Hawaiian monk seal), 921 nucleotides. It is a transcript of the gene SYCE1L, whose product is annotated as synaptonemal complex central element protein 1 like. The coding region runs from base 91 to 921 and encodes 276 amino acids. Lineage: Eukaryota; Metazoa; Chordata; Mammalia; Carnivora; Phocidae. The record is from RefSeq and is a predicted model, not a curated record. The transcript is spliced from 12 exons. Gene Ontology annotation, cellular component: synaptonemal complex. Gene Ontology annotation, biological process: synaptonemal complex assembly.